AUGACUGACUCAAACAAACCUCCACUCAAGACCGUCCUCAUCACAGGCUGCAGCAACGGUGGCAUCGGAUCGGCGCUAGUCGAAACGUUCCACGAGCGUGGUCUCCACGUUUUCGCGACCGCGCGCACACUCUCGAAGAUGUCGCAGAUCGAAAAACUUCCCAAUGUGACUCUCCUACAGCUCGAUGUUCUGUCGCAGUCCAGUAUCGACGCGGUCGUUGAAGCCGUCACUGCCCAAACGGGUGGCAAACUCGACUACCUGAUCAAUAACUCCGGACAAUCCUGCAUUCAACCCGCCUUAGAGACGCCCAUUGAGCGCGCAAAGGCCGUCCACGAUGUCAACUUCUGGGGCACUGUCCGCGUCACGAACGCCUUCUCGCCGCUGGUCAUUGCGUCCAAGGGAACCAUCACCAACGUCUGCUCUAUUGCCGCGGUGUUGCAUGUUGCUUGGGGUGCAUUCUACAACUCUUCCAAAGCCGCCGUCCGUUCAUACAGCGAAACACUCCGUCUCGAGCUGGCUCCUCUCGGUGUAAAAGUGAUUACCGUGAUGGCCGGCGUCGUCGUCACGAAUAUCUUCGAGAACCACCCCGAAGCGAACCUCUCUGACUCCUCGCCCUGGAAGCCUGCAGAGAAGGUGCUUCAAGACCAGGCAGCUGGGUCAAUGACUGAAGGAGCCAUGCCGCGGGCGGUGUUUGCACGCAACGUCGCGGAUAGUGUACUCGGUGGCGUGACGGGGUUGACUUGGGAGGGGAAGAUGGCCUCAAUCGCGUAUUGGUGCUCGGGAUUCUUGCCGAUGUGGGUGUUGGAUCGUAUCAUAGUCUCUGCGGGUGGGCUGGAUCGGUUUUAA
Aspergillus affinis is the source of this 846-nucleotide messenger RNA. RefSeq names its product SDR family oxidoreductase. The coding region runs from base 1 to 846 and encodes 281 amino acids. NCBI's taxonomy places the organism in Eukaryota, Fungi, Ascomycota, Eurotiomycetes, Eurotiales, Aspergillaceae. The record is from RefSeq and is a predicted model, not a curated record. Gene Ontology annotation, cellular component: endoplasmic reticulum; lipid droplet. Gene Ontology annotation, molecular function: acylglycerone-phosphate reductase (NADP+) activity; triacylglycerol lipase activity. The transcript has 3 exons. Gene Ontology annotation, biological process: phosphatidic acid biosynthetic process; triglyceride catabolic process.